GACCCAGACUCAGACCCAGACUCAGACCCAGACUCAGACCCAAAACACAACCUGACCCUACCGAAACCCAACAAGAAAGGCGUCCGCAACCACCGCCGCAACCAUGGCCGCCGAACAGCGCAAACUUCUCGAAAAAUUAAUGGGCGACCAAUACCACGGGCCCGGCGGCGGAUCCAAAACCGCCAACCUCACACUCACAUCACCCGGUGUAUGCCGCUCCUACCUGGCCGGAACCUGCCCGCACGAUCUCUUCACCAACACCAAACAAGACCUCGGCCCAUGCCCCAAAGCCCAUCCUGAACUCCUGAAAAUCGAGUACGAAAACCUGAGUGCCGCUGAAAAACAAAAGCAUGGCUUCGACUACGACUAUGUACGCGACAUGCAGAAAUACAUCGACGACUGUAACCGACGAAUCGACCAAGCGCAACGUCGCCUGGAAAAAACACCGGAUGAAAUCCGUCAAACUAAUGAACUUUUACGCACGAUUUCGGAUUUAUCUAAGACGAUCAAUACGGGAUUACUCGAAGUGGCGUGUCUAGGGGAAUCGGGGAGUGUGAGUUUGGCGACGACCGAGUUUUAUAAAGUUCGGACGGCCAAGGUUGCGAAGGAACAGGCGGAGAGGGAUUUGAAGAGUCUGUCGGAUACGAGUGGGCCGUCGGGGCAUCAGAAAUUGCAGGUUUGUGAUGUCUGUGGAGCGUAUUUGUCACGCUUGGAUAAUGAUAGGAGGUUGGCGGAUCAUUUCUACGGCAAGAUGCAUUUGGGUUAUGCGCAGAUGAGGAAGACGUAUGAGGCGCUGCAGAAGGAGUUGAAGGGGAGGCCACCGCCGAUUAGGCAGGGGCCGGAGGAUGGUGGUUCGGGGACUCAAAGGGGAGAGGGGGGAAGGUAUGAUGAUGGUGGAUAUGGUGAUGGUCCUGGAGGUGGUGGUGGGUGGGGUGGAAGAGGAGGAGGGGGUGGAGGAUAUGGUGGGAGAGGGUAUGGGAGAGGUGGUGGUAGUGGAGGAGGCGGGUAUCGUGGUGGACGGGGGAGAGGGAGGUGGUGAUGAUCAUCAUCAUCAUCCAGAUUCCCUAUCCCUCCCCUAUUUCUAUCAUGAUCAAAAUUCGUUGAUACCCAGCCAUUGCAUAGCGAAGGAGUUCAGAAAGGGAUGACUCGAGCCAUAAGAGGCUCAGUUGAUACAGUAAUCGGUUCAUUAUUGUCAUUCCCAUUGCGGAUGGUCUCGAUGGACCAUGAUGCUCGUCAUGUCAUGUACUGAUAUGCAUAUGUAUGUGCUUCUUUUUCCCAUGUCCUUUGUCAAAAACAAAUAACCA
This is a messenger RNA of Exophiala mesophila, 1304 nucleotides long. RefSeq lists its product as uncharacterized. Lineage: Eukaryota; Fungi; Ascomycota; Eurotiomycetes; Chaetothyriales; Herpotrichiellaceae. The transcript has a single exon. Gene Ontology annotation, cellular component: U1 snRNP; U2-type prespliceosome. Bases 104 to 1039 code for a protein of 311 amino acids. The record is from RefSeq and is a predicted model, not a curated record. Gene Ontology annotation, molecular function: mRNA binding. Gene Ontology annotation, biological process: mRNA splice site recognition.